AGGGGCUUCCACAGAGUUCGACUUUCGCGAACAGGACCAAAGCAAGUCACUGUACAAGAAAAUAUUUUGAUUCUAGUAAGCGAAGGAAUUUUGAAGCGAUGAGUGCGGUCACAGUUGUUGGACAUUUGAGGGAUCUAGCAGCGGAUCCAUUAAACAGGGCCACUAUUGUUAAGGACCAAGGAUGUCUUUCUGGGCUGGUUUUGUUCCUCGAUAAUGAAGAUAAAGAUGUAGUCAAGACUGCUUUAGAGGCAUUGAAUUUCCUGGCAGACUACCAGCCAAAUCGUUCACAAAUGCGAGAUGAAAUUGGAAUGGUAGUAAGUCUUAAAGCCAUUAUAAAUGAUGAACAGAAUGGAUUACCACUCCGCAGGAUGGCAAAACAGGUCUACAACAAGAUCAUUGCGCGGCCGCAAAAUAAGGCCCCACCUAGACCAGCUGGCCAAAGGGGACCAAAUCCUUUCUUCCUUGGAACAUCAAAUAAGAAAGCCAAGUUAAUGACACUGCAAAUUAGAGGUCUUACCACAGUAACAAGGAGAAUGUGUGAGGAACAUAUGGUCAAAACGAAAGGUGUAAUAAGCUUCACUUUUGACAUGAAAAGGUCGAGAAUGAUUGUACGCUGUAGACCAGAAUUGACUCCAGAAUCUCUAUGUGAAAUAAUUAACCAAACAAAACUACUAACAGCACAACAAGUGGUCAGAAAUGAGAAGGGUGAAGAGGCAGUGUUGUCGUUUGGUGCUAUCCCCUCUUGCAAUGUUGACAAGGGUAGUGGAAGCGGUCAUCCAUUACCAGACUACCUCCCUGAAGAUGACGACAUGCCAGAAACAUCAGACAAGGCUAUAUCAAGAGUAGGUGGAGAAGACAAAGAGAAUGGAUGGUUUGGUAGCGUAACCAGUUUUAUAAGCAAGUCCUUGUACUGGUAAACGAAAGGAACAGAAGCCUGUACUACUCAACUGGAAUCAAAGCAAGUACUUUGACUGGCGAAAAUUUAUUGUACAUAUGAAGCUGUGACCAAAUGAGAACAUUUUGAUUAGAUCGUUUUAAUUUUUUUAAUAUUUUUUACCACUACAUGCUACUAGCGAAAAGCUGUGAAAAACUUAUGAGAUUUCAAAAAUUUAAGUAUUUUUCGCAUUUUUUAAUCCAAGUGGCAACCAACCAACCCCUUCCCCCCAACCCUUCACACACAUUGUUACCAAAAAAUGCUCAGAUCAUUGAGUGGACAUAACUCUCCCUACUUCUUUUUGGAAUGAGCAUGUCUGGCCACAUAAUUGACAAUGACUAGACAUCAAGUUGUUUUUACCACAGCACAAGAUUAUAAUGACCUAGAUUUGUGUAAAUAUACGAGUGAGUCAAAGCAGAGUGUAAAUAAAAACCUUUGUUUUGAGUGAA
Messenger RNA from Actinia tenebrosa (Australian red waratah sea anemone), 1383 nucleotides. Its product is annotated as armadillo repeat-containing protein 1. Gene Ontology annotation, molecular function: protein binding. The record is from RefSeq and is a predicted model, not a curated record. NCBI's taxonomy places the organism in Eukaryota, Metazoa, Cnidaria, Anthozoa, Actiniaria, Actiniidae.